UUGUACUUUAGAUGAGAUAUGAGUUUUUCAUCAUUAUACGUUAAACUUGUAGAUAAAAUUAGAAUAUUUUCCUUCAGAAAUAAAUUCACUAGGUUUUCUAACAGUUUCUGGAAACAAACAUUGCCGCAAGAUUUAGAAUGUUCAAUAAUCUAUGUUGUCAUGUAUUUAUCAGAUGCUAAAACCUCAAAUCGUGUAAUGUGAGAAGUGUCACGUGAUCUCAAGAUAGAAAGUGGCGAACCUGUCGCUUUUCUCUCAUGAGUUAUACAUUCCCAUACAUUCUAUUUCGAAAUGGAUAGUCAGCAUGUUUUGCUUUAGAUUUUCCAUUAUUUUUUGGGUGUAUGUAAUUGAUUACUGUUUGUAUGGGUUCUCGUGUCCAUUACUUCAACAUUACACUUACAAUGAUGUUCGAUUAACACCUGAAAUAUAUUUUAAUAAAAGAGGUAUGGAUUCUUUCUUUUGAAAAAACUUGUUAUUGUUUUUAUGAUUACUGUGGUUAGGUCAAAUUCAAGUACACGUCUAUCCUCAAGAAAACAGUAUGGCUAAUGGUAUUAGUUCGCAAACACUAGGCAUAAUACCAAAAUUAGAUUGGUGUCGAAUUGUGUUUGUUGUUCUCGAAACAAAAUGGCAAAUCUAUUUAAAUUGUUUGAAAACAUUUAAUGAUACCAUAUUUGCUGAACAUAGAGCGAAUACUAAUUUUUAUCACAAUGAUCUCCUUGGUACAUAUGUGAUUGGUGGUAGUGAAGUAGGCAACACAUUUCUGGGUUAUGUAGGCGAAGUUAAGUUCUACAGACGAAUUGCACUCACACAAAAACAGUUCCCAAAACGACCAGAUCUAAGCAAGUUUAUGUUUAAUUUGCAUCAUUAUUGGACACUAGAUGUCUGUAAAAGUUAUCUUCAGUUAUAUGAUACAUACCAAGAACAAUUUAAACGUUUAGAAAACCGUAUACGAACGAGAAAUACAUGCAGCAGAAUGCCUUAUUUAACAGUUAAGAAUCGAAUUAUGCCACAAUGUUUAUUAAUUAAAACAUGGAAACGUUCUCGAGAUAUGAAUGAAAAUUAUCGUGUGUACAGAGCAAUUAAAAAACGAAUAAUCGCACAAAGAUCCUUUUCUAAAGAAGAAUUUGGUACAAAACUGUAUGAUUUAACACUCAGGAUAAUACAAACAUCCGAUUUCAAUUGUCCUCAUAUUGCUCGUUUGUUAGAACAAUCAACAUGUUACGGUAGUUUACAAGCUCAAACAACAUUGGCUAUGUUCUAUAAUUUUGGCCUAUGUUUUGUCCGUAAUUCAACGAUGGUAAGUAUUUUUUGUUUACGUAUUAGUUGUUGUACGUGGUAUUGAAUUUGGACUAACGAGAGAACCUCUUGAGAUGCUCCCCUUCGAUGUCAAUAAUAUUUUGCCCAUAUAUACUAAUGGUAGAAUUACUUAUCAACUCAUCUUACGAGGGAACCUCUUGUGGCGGUCCCCUCCAAUUUUAAUGAUAUCUUGCCCAUACAUACUACAUCUUGUGCUAGUAAAAACUCUAAAAGGAUUUGGGUCUAUAUAACUUUUUUCAAAAGUUAUGAAUUUUUCUAUUUUUCGUCUGCAUGGUAUUAGGUGAAAUAUUAAAAAAAUCAUUGUUCAGUC
Molecule: messenger RNA, 1624 nt
Organism: Didymodactylos carnosus
Lineage: Eukaryota; Metazoa; Rotifera; Eurotatoria; Philodinida; Philodinidae
Source: the annotation of a GenBank genome assembly